GUUUCCCACAGUUCUGUGCGCCCGCAGCCAUUUCGAUUCCCUCACCUGCAGUUUAACGUGCUGCAGCUCAAACUCAACGUUUGUUCUCCGAUUUAUUUUUUUUUAAUUUCACGCGUUUGCUCCAGAAGAAGAUUUUUGUGCGCGGGCGCGUGUGAAGACUUUGAAUCGCCAACAUGCCGCGGAUUAUGAUCAAAGGAGGCGUGUGGCGCAACACUGAGGAUGAGAUUCUCAAAGCUGCUGUAAUGAAAUAUGGCAAAAAUCAGUGGUCUCGAAUCGCGUCCUUGCUGCACCGCAAAUCGGCCAAGCAGUGUAAAGCCAGAUGGUACGAGUGGCUGGAUCCCAGCAUCAAGAAAACAGAAUGGUCACGUGAGGAAGAGGAGAAACUUCUUCACCUGGCCAAACUCAUGCCCACCCAGUGGAGGACGAUCGCCCCCAUCAUCGGACGGACGGCUGCUCAGUGUCUGGAGCAUUACGAAUAUCUGCUAGAUAAAGCCGCUCAGAGAGAGAAUGAAGACGACGUGGGCGAUGACCCUCGCAAGCUUAAACCGGGAGAGAUCGACCCAAACCCUGAGACCAAACCAGCCAGACCUGACCCUGUGGACAUGGAUGAAGAUGAGCUGGAGAUGCUGUCUGAAGCCAGAGCUCGUCUGGCCAACACGCAAGGCAAGAAGGCAAAGCGGAAAGCCCGAGAGAAGCAGCUGGAGGAAGCACGUCGUCUGGCGGCGCUUCAGAAGCGCAGGGAGCUGCGAGCCGCGGGCAUCGACAUCCAGAGGAAGCGCAAGAAGAAGAGAGGUGUCGACUAUAAUGCCGAGAUCCCGUUUGAGAAGAAACCCGCGCAGGGCUUCUACGAUACGUCCAUGGAGCAGUACGAUCCUUUGGCACCAGACUUCAAACGACUGCGCCAGCAGCAUCUCGAUGGAGAACUCAGGAGUGAGAAGGAGGAUCGCGACCGAAAGAAGGACAGACAGAAGAUCAAGAAGAAAAAGGAGUCCGAUCUGCCCUCGGCCAUCCUGCAGACCAGUGGAGUGUCAGAGUUUACAAAGAAGAGGAGCAAACUGGUGCUUCCGGCGCCGCAGAUCUCUGAUGCUGAGUUGGAGGAGGUUGUGAAGCUGGGUCAGGCCAGCGAAAUCGCCCGACAGACCGCCGAGGAGUCUGGAAUCACAAACUCUGCCUCUAGCGCUCUUCUGUCCGAAUACAACGUGACCAAUAACUCCAUGGCUCUGCGCACACCCAGAACUCCUGCGGCACAGGACAAGAUCCUGCAGGAAGCCCAGAACCUGAUGGCACUUACUAACGUGGACACUCCUCUUAAAGGAGGCCUGAACACCCCCCUGCAUGAGAGCGACUUCUCUGGCGUCACACCACAGAGACAGGUGGUCCAGACGCCCAACACGGUGCUGUCUACACCCUUCAGAACCCCCAGUCACGGAGCCGAGGGCAUGACCCCUCACGGCGGGAUGACUCCUAAACCCUCGGUGGGAGUGACCCCGGGCAGGACCCCGCUGCGGGACAAGCUCAACAUCAACACGGAGGAGGGUGGCGUGGACUACAGCGACCCGUCAUUCGCCAAACACUUGCAAAGGGAGUCCCGCGAGCAGCUCCGGCUGGGCUUGAUGUCUCUCCCGGUGCCCAAAAAUGACUUCGAGAUCGUUCUUCCCGAAAACGCUGAGAAAGAGCUGGAGGAAGCCGAGGUGGACGAGAGUUUUGUGGAGGAUGCGGCCGAGAUAGAGCUCCGUAAACAGGUCGCCCGAUAAGCCGAGAGGGAGAAGGAGCUGCGCCAGAGACACACGUCAGUUCAGAGAGAUUUACCAAGACCUUCAGAGGUGAAUGAGACUAUACUCCGGCCUCAUAACGUGGAGCCGCCGCUGACAGACCUGCAGCAGGCUGAAGAACUCAUUAAGAAAGAAAUGAUCACCAUGAUCCACUUCGACUGUCUGCAUCACCCCUUCAGCGAAGCGCAAGCCAAGAAGGGGAAAGGUAUGGGAUCCGGCUCCAACAACGCAGAGCACAUCGCUUUCCUGGAGAAGUCCCCCUACGAGAAGGUUUCCGAGGAAGAGCUCAAAAAGGCCGGAGAGCUGCUGGCUCAGGAGAUGGAGGUGGUGAAGCACGGCAUGGGUCAUGGAGAUCUGUCCAUGGAGGCGUUUAACCAGGUGUGGGAGGAGUGUUACAGUCAGGUCCUGUACCUGCCCGGACAGAGCCGUUACACUCGAGCCAAUCUGGCCAGCAAGAAGGACCGGAUCGAGUCUCUGGAGAAGAAGCUGGAGAUCAACAGAGGUCACAUGACCACAGAGGCCAAGCGUGCAGCAAAGAUGGAGAAGAAGAUGAAGAUUCUGCUGGGAGGCUAUCAGUCGAGGGCCAUGGGUCUGCUCAAACAGCUCAGUGAACUCUGGGAUCAGGUGGAGCAGGCCCACAUGGAGCUCCACACCUUCCAGGAGCUGAAGAAACAGGAAGACUUCGCCAUUCCACGCAGACAGGAGGCUCUGAGAGAGGACGUCCAGAGACAGCAGGACCGAGAGAAAGAGCUGCAGCAGAGGUUCGCAGACCUGCUUCUGGAGAAACAGACGCUCUCUCAGAAGUUCUGAGCGUCUCUGUAGAGCCGCCGGGAUCUCGUUCACGCCGUGUUUCGUUUUUAACAUGUUUUUCACGUUGACCUCGUGAGUGUAAAUAUCGUCUGCUUCGCGGUAUGGCUUUUCAGUGUCAUUUUUAGGUUUGUGCCGAGUGUGAGAAGCUCAUUUUCAGGUGUAGACUGGAAUUGUGACUGGCAUCGACAUUGUAUAUCAUUUACCAAAUAAAUCAUCAGCUCUGAUUCGAUCUAA
Messenger RNA from Puntigrus tetrazona (Sumatra barb), 2816 nucleotides. It is a transcript of the gene cdc5l, whose product is annotated as CDC5 cell division cycle 5-like (S. pombe). Gene Ontology annotation, cellular component: Prp19 complex; spliceosomal complex. Lineage: Eukaryota; Metazoa; Chordata; Actinopteri; Cypriniformes; Cyprinidae. Gene Ontology annotation, biological process: mRNA splicing, via spliceosome; regulation of transcription by RNA polymerase II. The record is from RefSeq and is a predicted model, not a curated record. Gene Ontology annotation, molecular function: RNA polymerase II transcription regulatory region sequence-specific DNA binding; DNA-binding transcription factor activity, RNA polymerase II-specific. The transcript is spliced from 16 exons.